Molecule: messenger RNA, 921 nt
Organism: Neofelis nebulosa (Clouded leopard)
Lineage: Eukaryota; Metazoa; Chordata; Mammalia; Carnivora; Felidae
Exons: 3
Coding region: 1-906 (301 amino acids)
Source: RefSeq, a predicted model, not a curated record
AUGGCUGGCAGGCUCACGCUCACGCUCUCACUCUCGCACCCGGAGCCCCCACUCGUCUGCUGCACCAGCGUGCGGCCCGGCGGAAGGGCAGCCGCGAUACUAAGUUUCCACCUGGAUGUCAAACCUGGGGCGGCUCCGGCCCCCCGGGCACAGCGGGAGAGAGGACUGACGCCGCGGGCCCGCGACCUUUCCACCCAGACUCAAGACCAGCAUUUUUUAAACGCCGAGAUUUUCAACCGCCCUUCUCGCGAGUGGGGCCGCGGCAGCCGUGCGGUCGGCGGCCGGGCUUCCGCGCGUCCCGAGACCCCCGGGGGGCUCCCGGUCCGCGCCGGGUGGGGGGUGGGGGGAGAGGGGGCCGGCGCGGCGCGCGCCGACAGCCCCGGGCGGGGUCCCCGCGACUCCACCUGCCAAGGCCCGGCCCGGCUCCGGGGCGCCCGCGCUGACCAACGGCCGGCGCCCGCGAGUGUCACCCGCGGACCGUCCGCAGACAAAAAGCGCCUCCCCGCCGGCCCGGCGCGCCCCUCCCACCGCCGGCCGGGCCCCGCGCCUCACAAAGGCCGGCCCGGCCCGCUCGGCGCCGCCGCGAACAAAGGCCGCCCGGCCCGCAGGCCGGCACAGGGUGCUGGAGAUCCCGAGAUAACUGAAGAGACCCCCCCCAGCAGUCACUGCCAGACUCCACCGGAGCUCCUGGCGAGAUGUCCAGCUGGGCGGUGGCUCAUUCAUGCUCCCAUUUGGCCUUGGUAUCUGUCCGGCUGUGGGGAGAAUAGGUGUCCUUGUCCUUUCUGGGGGCCCAGGAUCCCUCUGGGGAACAAACCUGAAAACUGUCUUAUAAAUCUCGUAGUACAAGACAGAUACCACCAUCUCUCAUUUGAUUUCACAGAUUUGGAAUUAAAGCUCCUCUCCUGAGGAAAAAAAAAUGCA